Molecule: messenger RNA, 1803 nt
Organism: Tetrahymena thermophila SB210
Lineage: Eukaryota; Ciliophora; Oligohymenophorea; Hymenostomatida; Tetrahymenidae
Product: ABC-2 family transporter protein
Exons: 1
Cellular component (GO): membrane
Molecular function (GO): ATP hydrolysis activity; ABC-type transporter activity; ATP binding
Source: RefSeq, a predicted model, not a curated record
AUGAGUGAUAAAGUUUAAUCUGCUUCAUAAUCUAAUAAUUAACUUAGCUUUAAAAAAGAAACAGAAAAAAGAGGUGUUGAUAUUACAUGGAAAAAUGUUACAUACACAGCUCAUACUAAAAAGUAUCAUCGUGAAAUUCUCAAAGGAUUAUCAGGUAUUUGUAAGUAAGGUGAAAUGACUGCAAUUAUGGGCAGUUCGGGAGCAGGUAAAACUACAUUAUUAAAUAUAUUAUGUUGCAGAGCUGAAAAUACAAAUGAAGUUAAGCUCACUGGAGAAAUUACUGCUAAUGGACAACCUUUUAAUGCUCGUUCAUUCUCUAAUUUCGCUGCUUAUGUUAUGUAAGAAGAUUUAAUUAUGGAAACAAUGACUGUUUUAGAAGCUCUUUAAUUUGCAGCUCAUUUAAAAAUGAAAGGUUCCGAAGAAGAAAAGUAAGCUAAAGUUAAAGAAGUACUUAAAAUCAUGCGCUUAGAAAAAUGCUAGCAUACAUUAAUUGGUGGCUAAAAAAUUAAAGGUGUAACAAAGGGUGAAAAGAAACGUACUUCAAUUGCUUUUGAAUUAGUGAGCGAUCCUGAUGUAAUAUUUUUAGAUGAACCUACUAGUGGUUUAGAUUCUUUCACUGCAUAUAACGUUGUUGAUGUUUUAUAACAAUAUGCUAGGGAGUAAAAUAAAACAAUCAUUUGCACUAUCCAUUAGCCUUCUUCUGAAAUUUUUAUGAAAUUUGAUCGUCUGAUCCUUUUGGUUGACGGUAAAUUUAUUUAUCAAGGUCCUAGAAGUUAAGUAAUUAAACAUUUUUCAUCUUUUGGAUUCUAGUGUCCUCAUUUAAGCAAUCCUGCUGAUUAUUUCAUGAGUAUAAUGCAUGCAGAAUCAGAAAAAAAUCGUUAAAACUUUAAAACUUACUAUGAGCAUUUCGAUUUAGAUUUGAAGCCAUCAAUUGAUUAAGAAAUAGAACAACACGAAACAAGAGUUAUUACUCAUAAAUCUUCAUAAGCUCCCUUCCUAAGCGAGCUAAAAAUUUUGAUAAAUCGUAAUUUUAAUAACGUAAAAAGAAGUCCUAUGGAACUUCGUGCAAGAUUAAUUUAAUCAUUAAUCCUAGGUAUCUUUACAGGUUUAGUUUAUCUUAAUCUUCCAGAUCCUGAAACUCACAAAGAUGAUUAACGUGCAGUAAUGGACUACAACGGUGCAAUCUUUUUCUUAAUACAAAAUGCCCAUAUGAAUACCCUAUUUUCUAUAGUUCUUUCUUUACCUAUGGAGAAAGCAGUAUUCUUAAAGGAGGAAAAUUCUAAACUAUAUUCAGUAGAAGCUUACUUUUUAGCUAAAUUGAUAGUAGAAAGUGCUUUAUCUUUAAUUUGUCCUAUAAUAUUUAUUGCAAUAAGUUAUUAUAUGAUUGGACUAAAUGCUAAUUUUGGAUGCUUCUGCUUUUUUUUGCUUGUUGGUAUAUUUAGUAGUUUUGUAGGUCAAUCUUAAGGAAUGUUUUUCGGUUCAUUAUUUAAAGAUGCUUAAACAGCUGUAAAUGUAACACCUAUGAUGAUUCUUCCUUUCAUGCUAUUUGGUGGUUUCUACAAAAAUGUUGCUGAUAUGCCUGAUUGGAACGCAUGGAUUCAAUGGAUUUCUUGCUAUAGAUAUGCUUUUGAAGCUACAGUCCGCAGUAAUUACGCAGGUUCUCCAUUUACUAUUGAUGUAAUUGGCUAAACUAAUUUAGAUCUAGGUAAAUGGACUUCUGUAAUAAUGCUUGUGGUUUUGUUUGUGGUAUUUUCAAUAUUAUCACUUCUCCUACUUAAGUUUAAAAAAUAACGUUUAUAAUGA